Diaporthe amygdali is the source of this 2109-nucleotide messenger RNA. RefSeq names its product snare docking complex subunit. The transcript is spliced from 5 exons. Gene Ontology annotation, molecular function: syntaxin binding. Lineage: Eukaryota; Fungi; Ascomycota; Sordariomycetes; Diaporthales; Diaporthaceae. The record is from RefSeq and is a predicted model, not a curated record. The coding region runs from base 1 to 2109 and encodes 702 amino acids. Gene Ontology annotation, biological process: intracellular protein transport; endoplasmic reticulum to Golgi vesicle-mediated transport. Gene Ontology annotation, cellular component: Golgi membrane; cytosol.
AUGGCAGCGCGAGGAUCUUCGUUGCGCGACAAGCAGGUCGCGUCGCUGAAGAAGAUCCUGAACCUGAACGAAGACGUCGAAGCCGGUGAUAACGACGACUCACAGGCCAAUGGCCUCGCAACUUCGCCAAUCGCCUGGAAGGUGCUUGUCUUCGACGAUCUCGGACAAGAUGUCAUCAGCUCCGUUUUGAGGGUCAGCGAUCUCCGCAGCCUGGGGGUUACGAUACAUCUGAAAAUCACAGCUCAGCGCGCACCAAUACCCGACGUGCCAGUCGUCUACUUGCUGGAGCCGAAUGCACAGAACCUCCAAAGAAUCACCGAUGACCUUCAGAAAGGACUAUACACCCCCGCAUACAUAAAUUUCCUGUCCUCGAUCCCUCGGCCACUGCUCGAAGAUUUUGCGACAAUGACCGCCACGGCAGAGACGUCUGAGCAGAUUGCGCACGUCUAUGACCAAUACCUGAACUUCAUCGUUGCUGAGCCAGAUCUAUUCUCCUUGGGCAUGGAGAAGGACCACGUGUAUUGGGCAUUGAACAGCGCAAAAACCAAAGACGAAGAGCUUGACCACGUCGUUGACAAGAUCGUCAGUGGGCUGUUCUCUGUCAUUGUCACCAUGGGGGUCAUACCAAUCAUACGCGCCAGUCGUGGUGCGGCUGCCGAGAUGAUAGCACAGAAGCUUGACCGGAAACUUCGAGAUCACAUCCUGAACUCUGGCUCCAAGGACGGUCUUUUCUCAAACCGACCAAGUUCAUCGGCUGGAACCCCAACAUCUCGGCCUGUCCUCGUCCUCCUGGACCGAAACGUUGAUCUCACACCGAUGCUUUCACAUGGCUGGACAUACCAACAUCUGGUACAUGACGUUCUCAAUAUGAAGCUGAAUCGCAUCACGAUUGAGACGCCUGUCGACGAGUCUAAGCCCGAGAAGGGUGUUACGAAGAAAGCGUAUGACCUGACGGCCAACGAUUUCUUUUGGUCCAAGAACUCGGGUCUGCCUUUUCAGGAAGUGGCAGAAGACAUCGAUGCUGAAUUAAAUCGUUACAAAGAGGAGUCAGCCGCUAUCACGAAAAAGACCGGCAUAUCAGACCUCGAAAAUCUGGAGAUGGACACAAGUGCCAGUGCGCAACAUUUGAAGGCUGCGCUCACAGUACUUCCGGAGCUCAGGGAGCGGAAAGCAGUCUUGGACAUGCACAUGAACAUCCUGGCAGCCAUCUUGAGCGCAAUUCAAAAACGAGCUUUGAAUGAAUACUACUCAAUAGAGUCGAAUGUGAUGAAACAAACAAAAGCGCAGGUACUGGACCUGAUCAAGGACAAGGAAAAGGGAGACACAGCGUUGGAUAAACUGCGUCUCUUCGUCGUCUGGUUCCUCAGCACAGAAACAGAUAUCGGCAGAGCAGAGUGGCAGCAGUUUGAGGAAGCUCUUACAACGGCGGGGGUCGACGGGACCUGUCUGCCGUAUAUAAGACAAGUCCGUGCUACGACGAAGAUGACACAACUCACAACCAUGGAUUCCUCGACAGCCCAACAGCAGCCAUCUGCAUCCUCAGAUCUCUUUAACCGCUUCUCAAAUAUAUCCUCGAGGCUCACAGACCGUCUCAAGGAGACUGGCGUUCCAACAGGCGCUCUUUCAGCCAACUUCGACUCUAUCGUCGGCGGACUCAAGAAUUUCCUUCCCGCCAACCAAGAUCUUACCAUCACCAAAAUCGUCGAGUCCAUCAUGGACCCGUCGAGUGCCGCCUCAUCGGCCAUCGCUAAGACAGAGAACUAUCUGUAUUUCGAUCCGCGAAGUGACCGCGCAAGGGGCACUUUGCCGCCGCCUUCAACGUUGCGUGCCGGAGGUGCUGCACCAGGUGCGAUGCCGGGCAGCACAAACCUCGGACCAGGAUCAGGGGCAUCUUUCGGGCAGAGGAGACAAGGAUUCUCGGAGGCGGUUGUAUUCACAGUGGGCGGUGGAAGUAUGGAUGAGUAUGGCAACUUGCAAGAAUGGAUAAAGCGCACGGCAGGCAGUGGAGACCGAACGAAGCGAAGAAUCGUCUAUGGCAGCACGGAGCUCGUCAAUGCUGCCGACUUCAUCAAGGAGGAGUUGGAGAGGCUAGGCCGCGAGGUACAGUAG